This is a messenger RNA of Canariomyces notabilis, 603 nucleotides long. RefSeq lists its product as uncharacterized. The transcript has 2 exons. NCBI's taxonomy places the organism in Eukaryota, Fungi, Ascomycota, Sordariomycetes, Sordariales, Chaetomiaceae. The coding region runs from base 160 to 510 and encodes 116 amino acids. The record is from RefSeq and is a predicted model, not a curated record.
AUCGACGUCCCAGCUCUCCAAAAAGGCUCACCUGCCUCUGUAACCCUUGCCCCUCCCCUGUCCCAACCCCUCAUUCGACCUGCUCUGGUUGGCUGCAUCGAUCGUACAGAGCGCCAAGUCCCUGGCCAUCUGACCUCACCAGAUGCGAGCUGCAGCAGCAUGCAAAUGGCAGGAAAUUUGCACCAGCAAAAGAGACUGAUGCGCCCGUCGAUCCGUCUCCCGGUUCCCCUGAUAUCGCCCUAUUUUCCCUCGCUCUCGCCAUCUGAGUGUGUUCGUCCAAUAGCCAAUCCACGCCUGUCGCACACCUCAGCUGCAUCUACCGCCCCGCCCAUUUCCCUUUGCGCCGCCAAGUUGCACCCUUCCCGCCCGAAACCCUACCAUCCUCGUGCAAGCGACACCACCGGCAUCGGGCGACGAAAGCGCCAGCACACAAACAAGACUAGGGAUCGUCAACGAAAAGUCAAUUCGACUGAAAAGAGCGUAUCCAUCGCCUGCGAAGCUGGCAUUUGAAGACGGCCAUCGAGUCCAAGCCUGACGUUGAGCCCAGUAGCACUCGCAAUCCCUAGCCGCCAGCAUUCCCGUUGCCCAACACGGCCGGCACCG